Thyridium curvatum is the source of this 624-nucleotide messenger RNA. RefSeq lists its product as uncharacterized. Lineage: Eukaryota; Fungi; Ascomycota; Sordariomycetes; Thyridiales; Thyridiaceae. The record is from RefSeq and is a predicted model, not a curated record. The coding region runs from base 1 to 624 and encodes 207 amino acids. Gene Ontology annotation, biological process: cytoskeleton-dependent cytokinesis. Gene Ontology annotation, cellular component: dynactin complex. The transcript has 2 exons.
AUGGAUACCUCGCUGGACCAGACUCUAGACAAGACAUCACUCGCGACGAUAGACCUGCUCGAAUCCCGCCUACACCGGAUAGAGCACCUGCUGUACGGCGCAUCCGCACCGCCCGCCCAGCCAAGCAACACCUCCGCCGCCGAUUCCCUAGCCGAGCUCGAGCACAGGUUCACCUCUCUCCUAUCGCGUUUGAAAGCCUACGCGGAGCUCCUCAAGAUCUACCAAAAGCACCCGUCCUUCUUCCAAACGCCCUCGCCCUCUGAACCCCCAUCCCAGCUAUCCCCAGAGGCCCUCCGUGCCACCGUGCUCGCGUGCGCAAGCUCUUACCCCUCCGCCGCCUCGGCUCUAACAGCCGUCAUCAACGACACACCCAUCCCUGACCCGGCGCUCAGCGCGUCCCUGGCGGCCCUCAUCCCGCGCAUGGCCGGCAUAGAGGCAACCCAGCUUGCCCAGGAGGCCGAGAUCGCAGAGCUACGGGCCCGCAGCGAGGAGCUUGUGCGUGGCUGGUAUCAGGGCCGGAUGCUGGGGUACUCCCAAUCCGUGGCUGACGUCGAGGGCCGUUUCGAAAAGGUCGAGCAGGCCGUAAGAAGGGCCGAGAAGGCGAGGGAGGCUGAAGCUGCGUGA